AUGGGCGGAGACCGACAGGAAGUCAACCUGUCAAAGGUUUUCAGACUUCAUUUCAUCUUGUUGACACAAAUGCAUGAAGACUUGCUGAUUCUGAAGUCGCCAGGGGUGACGUCACUGGACGAAAUCAAGUGCGUUAUCAAGGAUUUCAGAAUCAGAAUCAGAAGUACUUUAUCCAUCCAUGAGGGGAAAUUGAGAUUUUCAGCACAAUCCAAUCAAGAUCAGACAAAUAUUACAUGGAGACAGAACAGGAUCGCUGACGGGUCUGCCAACUUCCGCACCUUUUGCAAAAAAAGGCUCAAGCCGUCCAUUGUUCUUCUUGAGCCUCCCGGGAUCCUGCCAGAGGCCUCAUCUUCCAUUAUGCUCUUCUUCACGGACGCCUCAGCGAUCUCGAUGGAAGCCUGCAGAUCCCUGGAUGAUGAAGAACUCUUCUUGGCCUCUGGCAGGAUCUUUUUGCAAGCCUUCUGGCACGACGGAAGCUCUUUGGGGCGUCCUUGUGCACGCUAUGGACAGCGGAGGGGGCCUUUCGUGCAGGACCUUGGCAGCGUGUCCAGACCGACAGGCGUCUGCCGCGUCCCCGCGGGAGGAGAGCGGGGAUCGAUCAGAACGUCAUGA
Molecule: messenger RNA, 612 nt
Organism: Entelurus aequoreus (snake pipefish)
Lineage: Eukaryota; Metazoa; Chordata; Actinopteri; Syngnathiformes; Syngnathidae
Exons: 4
Coding region: 1-612 (203 amino acids)
Source: RefSeq, a predicted model, not a curated record